AUUUGUUUCAAUAAAGCAUUACAAUACAUAGAUGAUGAAUUUACUACAUUAAUUCAUUUCUAUGCCGAAACAUGGUAUCCAGCUCGUCAAAUUGUAUUGAAUGCUGUACAAAAUCGUUAUUCCAUUGAUUCAUCUGGUGCAAUAAUUUAUAUUGAAGGUAGUGGUUGUCCAUGGAGUGCACAUUUUUUUGAAAUUGAAAAAUCUCUCGCAUUAAAUAAUAAUAAUAAUAAAAAUAUCAAUAAUGAUGAUAUGGAAAAGAGCAAAGAUCUUAUUCUAUUUGUUAUAUUUCAACGUAAAGAUAAUACAUGGACAAUACAAGCGAUACCAUUAAAUGAACAUAAUAAUUUUUCACAAAGACUUCCUUUACCUGAAAGUUGGCGAGGUUUACGUGAUGAACAAUUGAGUAGUAUUGUUGGUCUACCUGAUUGUGUAUUUGUACAUUCUACUGGAUUUUUAGGUGUACAUAAAACUCGUGAAGGUGUCUUACAAAUGGCAAGAUUAACUAUGAAAAUGAAAGAAAAUCAAUAAUUUCUGUUUUUUAUUAUUGAAUUUUAUCUUGGUUUUUGCAAAAAUGAAAAAUGUAUGUAUACACUUUCUG
Molecule: messenger RNA, 598 nt
Organism: Schistosoma turkestanicum
Lineage: Eukaryota; Metazoa; Platyhelminthes; Trematoda; Strigeidida; Schistosomatidae
Source: the annotation of a GenBank genome assembly